Fusarium coffeatum is the source of this 1404-nucleotide messenger RNA. RefSeq lists its product as uncharacterized. Gene Ontology annotation, molecular function: DNA-binding transcription factor activity, RNA polymerase II-specific; zinc ion binding. Bases 1 to 1404 code for a protein of 467 amino acids. Gene Ontology annotation, biological process: regulation of DNA-templated transcription. NCBI's taxonomy places the organism in Eukaryota, Fungi, Ascomycota, Sordariomycetes, Hypocreales, Nectriaceae. The record is from RefSeq and is a predicted model, not a curated record. The transcript has 6 exons.
AUGGGCGCGCCACCAGAGAAGCGAGUAAGCACAAGGAGCCGCAAUGGCUGCGUGGAAUGUCGUUCGAAGCGUGUGAGAUGCGAUGAGAAGAAACCAUCCUGCACAGCUCGAAUUGUUUGGUUAAACAUCUGGCCUGCUCUCCUGCAUGCAGGAACCAAUAUUGGACCCUUGCCAAUCAACCCAAACGAUUGCGUCGCCUCGGCUACUCGUGAUCCGAACAUCCUCCAGAAUACCAUGUUGGUAUCAGCUUUACACUAUGCAUGGAACAACAAAGGCGAUCUUGCCCUUUUCGAAUCGACGUUCCUCUUCCACAAGAUCGAAAGCAUAAAACAGAUCAACAGCUGGCUUGCUAGUUCGUCCAGUGCGAAGGAUGUGCUGCGAUGCGCAAAGUAUAUCAGCACACUGUGUUUAGUCGAGUGCUGUCUUGGAAAUUUUGCAGUUGCUGAAUCUCACCUUAAUGGACUGACGACAUACCUCUUUACCAAGCAACAAGACAUCCUCCCACGAGACUCACAGUAUCAUGUUGACCUGGAGCUGGCAGAUCGGUAUCUCAUUAUAGCCAGCAACAUGAUUCAUAGCACGAAAAGCCGCAUAAGCAACGUCCUACCCCCAGAAACAAUACACCAAGAACCUGCUCUAGACACAGAGGUCGCAGAAAUAAGCCGAAUGAUCCACAAAAUGCAUCUCCACGAAGUCCACGUCCCCGAACUCCGCCUACGAGCAUUCCGGAUGAUACCCUUCUUAUUCGGCUCCAUUCCACCCGGCCGUAAACCCAAGGACAUCAACAUGUACCCAGCCAUACUAAUACUUCGAGAAAUGACGGCUCUGGUAUUGCAAACAUCCUCAGCCGAUGCCCCAGUUCCGAUGCCCUGGUAUGUUUGGAACAGCGGAGGCCCAUCGAGGCUGCUGUAUACGAUGUUCACGGCCCAUAUACAAUCCUUCUCGGACAAGAUUCCGCUUCCCACGCCUGAUGAGCCAGUGUUUGUAUCAGCAUGGUCUGGAUUCUGUGCCGCUGUUGGCUUUUAUCUGAUUACUGUUCCUGGAAUUUGUAAUCGAGCACUACCUCCAGAAAGAAGACUACAUCAUCUCAAGAUUAACAUCCUGAAAAGGGAUCUGCAGAAAGGAGUGAUGGAGUUUGAGAGUAUGAACACCGAAACACGGAACCUAUGGUUUUGGAAGGCGUUUGUUGGAGCGUUGAGUACGGUUUAUGCGCAGUCAAUUGUGUUUGACGAGCGUCUGGAUACCAUAUUGGACGAGCUCUGUGUUUUGAUAAAGUGCUGGACUAAGUUGACGGGGGUUGAGACAUGGGCGGAUGCGCGUCGGGUGCUGAGAGAGGUGGUGUGGCCAGUUGGGGCUGUCAAAAGCGAGAUGUGCGAGUCACUAUGGACCAAGGUACAGGCAUAA